AUGUCAAUUAAUUGUUUACCGUCCGAAAUUCAAUUAAUCAUUUUAAAUUAUUGCGAUUUCUUCUCGUUACUUCAAUUACGACAAGUAUCAAAGUAUCACAAAUGGCUUGUUGAGUAUAAUUUAUGCUAUCGAAAUCAUCUUGACAUUGUUUCUGAUUAUUUAACUAUAUUUUACAAUUGUAAAUGGAGCAAUUUCAAUAAACAAAAUGUUUGUGAUGCAAUUUUUGAUAAAAUUUUUUCAUUUAUCAAUCUUUAUAUGCCUGGCUUACGUGACCUAUCAUUUCGUCAUUGUUCAAUUGUUCUCACAUUAACCGGUUUAAUUCAGCUAGCAUCAGCAACACCAAGAUUAUAUCGAUUAGAUUUAAGUCAAACUUGCAAUAAGCCAUUUUUUGAAACAGAUGCAAUCUUAGCAUUGCAAUAUUUUCGACAAUUGAAAAUAUUGAUUAUGGACGGAUUUAUGUCUCAAAAAACUAUUGGCAAAGGAUGUUCAUAUCGAUUAGAAGUACCACCUAUACGUUUUAUGCAACAUUUGGAAAUGCUUGUGCUCAAUUGUCCAUAUGACACUUUAGCCAGAAUAUUAUAUUCAUUAUGUGAAACUAAUUGCUAUUUGUACAAAUUGAAACAUAUAAGUCUCGGGGUACGGUAUAGCACUGCAAAAUAUCCGGAAUUACUGAUCUGGUUUCUGGUAACACAUCGUUCAUUGCGUUUUGUACAUAUUUGGAAUGCUUUAUUUGCUACUAAUGAUCAGUUGAAACGAUUUUACACUGCAUUAAUUUCAUUACCGAAACUCACUGAGUUAUACUUGGAAAGUUGCGAAUUAUGUGAUCGAAUUGAUUCAUCGAUAGAAGUUCAAUUUCUUAAAAGUAUUACUUUACGUGGUAUCCGUUGGAAUGGUUUAGUACGUAGUAUGCGUUAUAAUCCUGAUGGCAAUCACUGA
Brugia pahangi is the source of this 936-nucleotide messenger RNA. The record is from the annotation of a GenBank genome assembly. NCBI's taxonomy places the organism in Eukaryota, Metazoa, Nematoda, Chromadorea, Rhabditida, Onchocercidae.